UACACCCCACCCCCUCUGUCAAAAGCCACACCCCCAGGAACGCCCCUGCAGUGAGGAGCAUUCACCAGGGCAGAGUAUGAAAGGCGUCAGCAGCUGAAGAUAAUGGCUGAUCUAGAGAAAGUCCUCAAACAGAAACCAGGAAAGCAUAGUGGCAAAAAACAACAUGCACGCAAACCGCACAACAACCAUGAGUUAAAUCACACACGCUCACAGGGGAAAAACAACAGUCGUUCAGAGUCGCCCUCAAAGGUGAUGUCAUCAGGGCAACUGGCCAAUCAGAAUGGGGAAAAAGACUGGGAACAUGUCUCCAACGCCUCUUCUCCAGCCUCACUCUCAGAAUACACAGGUCCUACAUUAUUUAAGGAACCCAGUUUUAAAUCCAACAAGUUCAUCAUUUACAACGCGCUCUCACGCUGCUGCCUUGCUGGCAAAGUCAAUGAAUCCCAGAAAAACAAGAUCAUAGAUGAGAUGGAGAAGAGCUCCGCCAGUCACUUCCUGAUUCUCCUGCGUGACUCCAACUGUCAGUUCCGUGCUAUCUGCACCCGAGACGGCCAAUCGGAGGAGCUGCAUCGACUCUGUGGCGUCGGCCCGCGUGCCAUUUCCUCGUCAGCCGUGGAGGCCAUUUAUAAAUACAGCUCAGACAGGAAACAGUUCAAUACACUUCCAUCUCGUACCUUGAGCAUGAGCGCCGACGCUUUCACUAUCCCCGCCCAUCUCUGGCACACUAAGAAACAUGGUACGCCUAAAAAAGUAGCCACACCCAAAUAGACUCCGCCUACUCAAAAUAAACCACUCCUGCUGCGAUAAACUGCACCCACCUAAAUAAGCCACUCCUACUGGAAUAAACUGGAGUGGACUCCGCCCACUCAAAGAAACCAUUCCUACUAAGAUAAGCCCCUCCUACCCACACAAGUAACCCCACCCACUCAAAAGAACCACACCUUCCAAGGUAAUAAGCUCCUCUGGAUAAGCUCCUCCAACCAAUAAUAAACCCUCAAAUAAAUCCACUAUAUGUGCUAGUCCUCUAAAUAAAAAUCUUACCAGCACACACCAUAAACUCUCUAUAAUGAAGCAAAUCAAGUUUACGGUUUAUGAUCAAGCAGAAGGAUCUUCUCAUGUUUUCUGAUUCUGCAUGAAGACAGACGAGCCCUGAAGUUUUCACGCUACUAAAGACUGAGGAAACCACACGUCCUGGUUGCAUGUGAAUGUUUGGUUCAGUCUAAAUAUCUCUCAAUGGUCACACCAACUGAGCACUUGAAGUGUUUCUCUGAUUCUUAUGAUCUAUAUUCCCUACCGUAAUAAAUACAAACUUUUGAAUCUCAGUCUACCAGUGCUGUAGUUUUGGUGAGAAUCACUGCUGGGUUUCACUAUCUAGUCUCCGUCUGGCUAGAUGAUUUUAGGAGAUCUCCUGCUGUGAACACUUACUCUCUUUUAUAUUUCA
Molecule: messenger RNA, 1441 nt
Organism: Sinocyclocheilus grahami
Lineage: Eukaryota; Metazoa; Chordata; Actinopteri; Cypriniformes; Cyprinidae
Product: calmodulin-regulated spectrin-associated protein 3-like
Exons: 4
Coding region: 103-768 (221 amino acids)
Biological process (GO): negative regulation of microtubule depolymerization; cytoplasmic microtubule organization
Cellular component (GO): microtubule minus-end
Molecular function (GO): calmodulin binding; microtubule minus-end binding
Source: RefSeq, a predicted model, not a curated record